Molecule: messenger RNA, 660 nt
Organism: Porites lobata
Lineage: Eukaryota; Metazoa; Cnidaria; Anthozoa; Scleractinia; Poritidae
Source: the annotation of a GenBank genome assembly
AUGGACACUGUUAAGACAGUGGAUGGCCAGUCUCAACGGAAGCUGUCCUCCCUUGCAUUUGAAGAGGUAUCGGAACAACAAAGACUGAGAGGUAACAGCACAGCAAAAGAAGGUAGACAAGUGAAGUGGCGGUCAUCGUUCCCAUUUUAAUGAGACCACAAAUGAUUUUUAGAGUCCAUUCUAGUCGCCUAGGACCCGAUGGCUGGGUACGUCGAGCACGUGAUGUGUUGUGCAUGUCAAAUCAAGGAACAAGUCCCAAAACUGUGCAGUCUGUAAUGAAUUUCUUAACGGUUGAUUCUGAUUUUUAUUGCUCUGACUGUGUGGAGGCGAACCGACAGUGUGCUGAGUUUCUUCGUGUGUGUUGAACAUUGGAGGCCAUUAACUGUAUCGUAAAUAGCCUGCGUAGCAAGCGUUUCCGCGCGAGUUCGUCUAGAAAAGUUGGGAGGAGAGCAAAAUUCCACCUUUUUUUUUUGCUCCCGCUCUAACUUUCGCGUAAUAACUCGAUCGGAAACGCUUGUUACGCAGACUAUAUGGUAAAGUGUGACUUGGUUGCCUUGAUCUGCAGGCCAAACUUAUUUACUACAAGACCGACAGACCAUUGACAGGGCUGCAAAUUGGGAAACCAAUACGUCUUCAGCCAGUAAACCCCAACAAAUCUAA